Melospiza melodia melodia is the source of this 838-nucleotide messenger RNA. RefSeq names its product merozoite surface protein 9-like. The record is from RefSeq and is a predicted model, not a curated record. Lineage: Eukaryota; Metazoa; Chordata; Aves; Passeriformes; Passerellidae. The coding region runs from base 478 to 723 and encodes 81 amino acids. The transcript is spliced from 5 exons.
GCCAGCAGCAAGGACAAGCUCUGGAGGGAGCUGGGAGUGCUGAGCUUUGCCUGGACCUCCUGGAUCUGCCUGACACCCCCCACCCACAGCAGGCAUCCCCCAAAACCCCUCUUCUGUCCGUCCUGACCAUUGCACAUUCCCAGCCUGCAUCCCCAGUGCUCUCCUGGAGCCAGGCCUGGCUCCCAUGGAUGUGUGCAGCCUCCAGAGCUGCCCUGACUUGCUCGCAGCAGGUCUUUGUGCUGGUGCCUGUGCUGGAGGCAAUGCCUGCUGUGGGGAGCAGUGGGACUGGUCACGUUUCCGGUGUCAUGUGCUGUCCAUGACGGAUGGCAGAGCCAGUUUUUCUGCUCCAAAAGUGGGACCGGGGAGGAGACCGCAACCCUCAAAUACCCGGAGCCCUGGCAUCCAGGAGAUCACUGCUUUUUCAGCUCCAGGCCCUCUCUGUUCCCCAGGUGUGACUGUCUCGUGCCCCUUGGUGAAAUGUCGACAAUCCUGAAAUGGUUUGGACGGGAGGAUAAGGAGAAAGAGGAGGACAGGAAAGAGAAGGAAGAAAAGGAGAAAGAAAAGACUGAGGGAGAAAAGGAGAAGGAGAAGCAGAAGAGGAGGAAGAAGGAAGAAGAAAAGCAGGGAGAUGGGGAGGAGGACAGGAGCAGCAGCAGCUCUGACAGUGACUCAGAGGAGGACCAAGGCAUUGCCAAGGAUGAUGAGAAGGAAGACAAGGAUUAGUCUUGCAGUGCGGGAGCAGCAGUGCAACCCUCCUCAGGUGGAGAUGGAAACGGCAGAUUGGGCUGGAGAGCGACUGGGCCACUGUUAGCCAAAUAAAGGUGUUGUGAUCUCCAAA